CGGCGCUGCAGCUGAUCGAGAUCAAACUCGGCCAAGGCUGGUGAGUGCAGACUCCCGAGUGCCAGAGGCGGCCUCCUGAGUCCUGCCAAAGGAAAGAGACACCGCAAAAGACCAACCUGCAGCACGUAUCCUUUACGAAUACGAGGAUGAAGGUCCUGAUCGAUGGCCGAUGUAGUUAGCUGGACAUCUGAUCAAAAAGGUUCUCUUGCAAAUGCAACCUGCAGUCCACAUGCAAGAACAACAGUAACUGGUGAAAGUAUUCGCCACAAUCUGACGCAACAAACCUUCUGAAGCAGGGACUGAACGUGCGAUCAUUCAGAACCACUGUCAGCAAGCGCUCCUGAAAACACAAUUGACCGAGUGUUGGCGAUACGUUACAUGCACGGUACGGUUUUGAUGCUGUCCUUUUCCGCCCAGCUAGUCCUACGGGAGCACGGCCCACGGAGCAAGACGCAGGAAGAAAUGUCCGCAACUUUCGGCACAUGAGCAAUUACUUUGGAAGCUGCUGGUAGCAACUGUGACCUUGAUCGGUUUGCUCAGUCUAGCAAAUUCUUGUUAGGAACAUUUACUGGUUGAAGCCCUGUGUGUCUCUUGUGUGUCUCUCGAUUUUCGAUGGCGUCGUGCCCCGUUUCUGCUGGCUCUGCUGGCUCCACUGAUGGCGGUGGGGCGCGGCCGCUGGCGGUGGUGGUGGUGGGCGGCAGCAUCUGCGGCCUGGCAGUGGCGCACGGCCUGCUGCACGCGCUGCCCGGCUGCAAGAUAACCGUCCUGGAGCGCGCGCACCACAUCACCGAGGGGGGCGCGGGGCUGGGGCUGGACCGCGAGACGUGCGCCGCGCUGGCGGACUGGGGCCUCGCAGCGGGGCUGCAGGAGGCCAGCCUGCCGCUGGACGCAGAGAUCAACCGCGCGGUCAACAGCAAGACCAAGACGGCGCGGGAGAUCUACCGAGAUGACCACUACGACCACCGCAGCUGCCACUGGGCUCUGCUGCACCAGCUGCUGCGCGGCGCGCUGCCCGAGGGCGUGCUCCUGCUGGGCCACACGAUGACCGCCUUCGAGAGCAUCGACGGUGGGCGCAGGGUGCGCGUGCACGUGGCGGAGCGCGCAGAGCCGCUGGAGGGCGACCUCAUGGUGGCGGCGGACGGCAACAUGUCCAGCACGCGCGAGAAACUGGUGGGGGACAAGAGAAGGUAUGCGGGCUAUGUGGCGUGGCGCGGCGUGAUGGCCGCGGAUGAGGAGAGCAAACAGGCGACGGAAGACGAUGCCCAGCUUGGAGAAAGCAAGCACAGCGGGGCGGCGGCGGUGGCGCGUCACCUGCAGCACGAGUACCCGGCGCUGGGCCGCGCGCUCUACUUCGACCUGGCGCACCACACGCACAGCGUGCUCUACAUGCUGCCAGGCACCCGCAUCAACUGGCUCUGGUACGUGAACCAGGCGGAGCCGCCCCUGUCGCCGCACUCGCUGACGGUGCAGCCGGACGCGGCCCAAGUGGAGCGCAUGCGCGAGGACGCCGCGCGCACGUGGACCCCGCCCAUGGCCGCGCUCAUGCAGGCGACGGCGCGGCCGUUCAUCAACGCCAUCUUCGACCGCGACCCCAUCUCCCGCUGGGUCUUCGACCGCGUCGUCCUCGUCGGCGAGGCCGCUCACCCGGUGACGCCCCACGGGCUGCGCGCCACCAACAUGAGCAUCAUCGACGCGCACACGCUCGCGCGCUGCCUCAAGGAGCACCUCGCGGCAGGCGGCACCGCGCGCGACCUGGACGCGGCGCUCGACCGCUUCCAGAAGGCGCGCAUCCCGGUCACCACGCAGGAGGUGCUGUUCUCGCGGUACCUGGGCCAGCUGAAGCAGGGUCUCGUGACGGUGCCGGGCAUCCACGACUGGGACGGCGCCGACGAGAACCAGGCCGCCGUGCUGGGGCAGAAGCACAUGCACCACUUCAACCCGCUCGACUGAGCGGUGGAGCGAACGACUACUUAGAAUAGGCUCGCUAAGUACUCCACGACGGCAGCAGGGCGGGUCAAAGUAGCUUCCAUCCACAUUAUGCGCGUGCAGAGUAGAGCUUUAAGCAGGCGGCCAGAGCAGGCUGACAACAACUUCAUGUGCCAUGAUCCUGUCGCAUGAAGUGGAGGUAGGACGCGCGGAAGAUUGCAGAGAGCACGUGGGGAAUCUUGCUUUUCUCCGCCAUUUCCACCGAGUGUUUGCUCCUGCACCAGUUCAGGGCAUCAGCAUGAUGCAUUCCACGGACCGCUGGUGGCUCGCGAGCAAGAGCUGCGCUUCGUUCGUGGAAUAGCAAAGUCACAAGUUACCCGGACAAUGCAUGUGGUAUAUUGGUGCCGCAUCCAAGCCUGAGCUGCAGUAGAGGCAUUGUCGUCCUUGCUUGUUUGGCCGGAGUUUUCAGCAACCCGUUUUCAG
Klebsormidium nitens is the source of this 2409-nucleotide messenger RNA. The record is from the annotation of a GenBank genome assembly. Lineage: Eukaryota; Viridiplantae; Streptophyta; Klebsormidiophyceae; Klebsormidiales; Klebsormidiaceae.